Messenger RNA from Vigna umbellata (rice bean), 642 nucleotides. The record is from RefSeq and is a predicted model, not a curated record. Lineage: Eukaryota; Viridiplantae; Streptophyta; Magnoliopsida; Fabales; Fabaceae.
AUGGUGGUGAAUUCGGUGAACGAGAGAGGAAUGACCCCUCUUGAUGUUCUUACGGUAUUCCAAAGCGAAGCCGGUGAUUUAGAAAUUUAUAGAACCCUUGUGAAAGCAGGAGCUAAGAGUGGAAAGGACAUUCAGAAUGAGAAUGAAGCUGGUAGAAUAGAGCAACCUUUGGAAGUGGAGAUCGUUCACGAAACCCAUGUUCCUCCAAGGAACUGCACUGAUGAAAAAUCAAAUCUACCUAAAAGAACUUUUGAGGAGUUAUUUGCAUACAAACCUAACAGGGAUUCUACAAAUGAUGUGCGUACUAUACUGGUAACCGUAGCUGCACUUAUGAUGACAGCAACCUAUCAGGCUGUGCUUAGUCCCCCUGGAGGAGUUUGGACGGAAGACACACACCAAUACAGUGCUGGAAAAUCCAUCGUUGCUACAAAAUCAAAAACAACAUUUUUGUUGUUUAUUCUGGGCAACAGCAUUGGAUAUUUUACCUCUUUUCAUAUGAUCAUUUGGCUAACGUCUGGCUUUCCUGGGCAAUAUCUUUUGAUUUUGUUGUCAUUUUUCAUGUCAUUCAACUACAGUGCAUCCAUGCUUAACCUUGUACCAAGCGAUGACAGGAUUUCCUACAUGUUAGCAUUGUUGGAUUAG